CUUGCAGCGGCAGAGGCGAGAGUUAAAAUUGAGUGUGACUCGGUGCAUUACGUGGCCGGCGGGGCGCGGGGCACGAGGCGAGAGAUCGGGGCGCUGCGCUGCGGCUUCGGAACGGUGUUACAAGACGAGCUGUGGGAGGGCGGCGGCCAGGGGCAGCCCGCUGCCUCCCGCGCGACGCACAAAGCCAACUCCGUGGUGGUGGUGACGAUCGUCGACACCGACGAAGAGGACGCCUCGAGCUGCGCCGCGUCGUGCAGCCCGCGGGAGCCAGAGCGGAGCACUCCGGAACACUCCAUCAGCGAAGUCACCGUUAUUUCCGUUCAAACGUCGCCGGCGCAUCUUGAGUACAGCUUGACGCACCCGCUGGUGUCCAAUUCCAGCAACAGCUGCGAGUCCAUUGAUUCUAUGGAAUCCAGCGAAAUGACGAGCGAGAAUAUUUCACAGGACGGGGAAAAUUUAUUUUUCGAUCGUAAUGUUGACGUCAGCAGUUCCCAAGAUAAUUACAAUCACGAUCGCGCUACUGAAGAUCAAGAGGAUCUGCAAACCAACCCAUUUAUAUACAAAAUAAACCACCCCCUGGGAGUAAAAAAUUACGUCAUCAAGCUCAAGGAACACGCGGCGAGAGGUAGACUUUUUAGAAACAAUGACGUAGAACGCGUGACAGUUAAUACAACCCAGAAUGUGUGUAAUUACGAAGAAGUCAGAAGUUUGUUGACCAGCUACGGUGUGAUCAGUCCAAUCGAUUACUCGAGGAAAGGUUCCGGGGAUGAGUUGGCCAGCAAAGAGGACUGUGAAAAUCAAACCAUGAUCGUCGAUGUCAGUGAUGUUGAAAUGGAGGAAGAGGAACCAAUCUACGGAGCCCAAGAAAUCAGACUUGAUACCGAAGCAAAUGAAACAAGUGUAGGUUGCAUUGACCCCGAAAUGGAAGAUUGUAAUGACAGUGUUGUGAGAAUUGAAUCUUCUUCUAAUUAUCAAACGAGAGAGGAGAUGGCAGAAAAAGACACCGAACCUUUGAAAAGGAGGUCAAAGAGAAUAAAUAAACUAAACGGGGAGAAGAAGCAGAAGUGCUCCGAGGCAGGCCCUGCGCGCACGCGCGUGCACCAACCCGCUGGGGGCGGCGUCCGAGAAGCCGCGCGGCGGGGCGGGGCCGUGGCGGGGGCGGGCGCGCGGCGCGGGCCGUGGCGACGCGCGCCGCUCGCGCCACCUGCUUCUCCCCAAAUACGAGCAGAAACCUGGCCGUAUCCAACUGCAAACAAAAGUGUACAGGAUAUUUACAUUGAAUCUCGACUUUACAAGUUCUUCGACAAUGAAAUGUCAAAAAUAUUUUUGAAGAAUGGAACGUCUCGCUACUCCAAUAGCAAAUUCAGAGAAUACAUGGCAACAUUACGAUCAAGUCAAACAUCGCAGACAAACCUCAUGAAUUAUUUUUAUCCUCAAGGUUCUUUAUUAGAAUCUUUACAAAAUUGUUUACAGAAAGGGGAAGAAAUACUUACUUUUUCAUCUCAAGGACAGGGAAGUGUUUUUACUGCUAAAAAUGCAAACAAUGUGUGUAAGUCAUCAAAAAGCACAAUCGCGUCUGGAGAAGUUCAUAAUCAACCGUGUAACACUCGGGUGGCACACAUUUCUCCAGAAUGCAAUAGCAAUAUGUUACAACAUUCAUCUUCACUUAAUGAAAGAAAAUGUGAAGUACUGGAGAAACUUUCAAAAUUUAUUGAAGAGAAUUGUAUGGACUUACAUGAAAGUAAUUCUUUUAGUACCCAUGGGACGCCAGUUAUGGAUCAAAAUCAACGAAAAUUCGAAGUAACUUCCGUAAACCAGUGGAAUCGCUCCAGUAGUAACUUGUAUGGAAAAGCUCCUAAAGCUCCUUUGAAUGGAUUAGACAGUCUGGAUAACAAGGAUAACGAGAGUGUACCCGCCACAACAAAUGUUUACUUCAAAAGCAACUCUCUGUAUAGAAGCCAUGUCAUUGAUUCUAGGACCAUUCUAGACUCGCUCUGCUGUGUUCUCUACUCCAUUGCAAGAGAUUACUGUAAAAUAAACAAUCUCAAGACUGAUGAACUCGUGAAUUACAUUAACAGCCUUACUCCGCAAUUGUUGAUGGAGUGGAUAGAAAAGAAUAUAGAGUAUGAAAGUGAAAGGCUGUAGUAAAUGUAUAUAAAUAUAAAACAUGAACUUUCUAUAAAUGCUGUUAUAUUAAUGAAUUGGUGUGUAUUGCUACUUUUUGAAGAAAGUUAUAUAUAACAAAGCUCUAGUAAAUAAGUAUUUUUAGAGGAGAUAAAAUGAUGUGAUUGUCAUUAUUCAAAAUAAUAUUUUAUUACACAUCAUUUAUUAAGGUUCAUAUAAAGUGUAAUAAUAACAAGAGUCAUGAUACUAUGUAAAACUAUUUACUCUUAUUUAUAUAAAUGUUUUUGCUUGUGUAAUUUGAGUGUGUAUGUAUUUAUUACAUGCCAUUAGUACAUUAGUACUGGUGUUUCAGUGGAUGGUUGAUUUUUCACAUUUUAUUUAUCAAUAGAUAAUCUCAGAAUAUACAAACAUUGUAAAUAAACACCUUCAAAGAUUAAAUCUUAAAUCUUUUUUGUAUAGUAUUAAAAGUGAUUUCAAUUAUUUCUGGUGAAUACUUAUAAUUUAGAUCAACACUGCCAACGAUAAUUACUACAGUUAACUGUCACGAACGUGAAAAAGUUCCUUUGUCCCCACUUUUAGACUAAUUUUGAGACACAAUUGUGUUUCUAAAACAGGUGUUCAAGCGCAAGGGAACACCUCGAGGGGUCAAGCAAAGGAGUUUCGUCAGUAAAUGCGAUAUAGGCAGCUUUGCACCGGGAUAUGUGCCUGGCCACCUGCGAGUUCGGUUAAUUCUAUUGCCCCUCCUUGUAAGCGUCUUAUCUGUCGUCAUAUAUCACUGUAGUUUUAAACCAAAUUGUUGGAUUUGUAAAGCCCUUCCGACAUGUUCAUAACAUUCUUUCGUGCGAACAUUAAAAACAUUGCCGCGAUCGUAAAGUAGUGCAGUGAAAAGUUGGUAAUGAAAAAAAGAGCAAACGAUGUUGGCUUUGGAAGAACAAAUAUUGGGCUCCUGCCUGCCAUACUACUGAGGCCAUCCGUACCUGCAUCUAUCAUGCAACUGCAAGAAGAGGUGCAUGAGAAAUUAGUUGUAGGAAGGCACGACUCUUUUGUUCAAAGUUAUGUCUUAAUUGUUGGCACACCUGCAGUAAUGUGAGGACAAUUCUUGGUAACCAUGAGAACAAAAAUAUUGAACCAGAGGUACCUGAAUGUCUUAAGACAUCAGUUUUGCAUUCCGAAGAAAACACCAAUGAUCUACUAGAAGAUACUGAAACAUCCGCUUUGCGGCCCUCUGAAUUCAAACCAUCAUCCUUAAAGCGACC
This is a messenger RNA of Gryllus bimaculatus (two-spotted cricket), 3380 nucleotides long. Lineage: Eukaryota; Metazoa; Arthropoda; Insecta; Orthoptera; Gryllidae. The record is from the annotation of a GenBank genome assembly.